Oikopleura dioica is the source of this 1116-nucleotide messenger RNA. NCBI's taxonomy places the organism in Eukaryota, Metazoa, Chordata, Appendicularia, Copelata, Oikopleuridae. The record is from the annotation of a GenBank genome assembly.
AUGACAAGAUCGGGUUAUUUGCCACCGAAGCCAGAAUGGCCGCCAGAGAAGCAGAAGAAAUGGGAUCAGUAUAUGGCCGCUUUAGGAAGAUAUCCAGAAAAAGAGCAGCCAAGCCAGUACAAACGUGAAAUACAGUGCUUCACAUGUGUCAAUGCGAAAACGAACGACGAGUGCAAUGCUGCAGGACAAACCACCUGUCAACUAGCCGAUGCGUCGUGCAUGACAGAAGUCAGAAACUUUGGCUACGGCGAAAAGCUCAUUUCAAAGAAGUGCAAAGACAAAAACUCCUGUCACAUUCAGCAAAAAUCGAAUAAUUAUUCCGGAAGAUGGGGAAAACAAUGUCAGCCAGAUUGGUUCGAAAGCGUUUGCCGAUGCUGUUGUAUGGAUGACUUAUGCAAUGCUGCCGAGCUUCCAUGCUUAGGCGUCGUUGAGGAGAAAGAUUGCGACUUAGCUCCUACCUUGAAGCCUCUUAAUGGAACUGUUUCUUGCUCAAAUGGAAAGAAAACCAAUUCUAAAUGCACAAUUACUUGCGAUGAAGGUUUCACCAUCAGCGGCGGAAAAGGAGAUUCAACAGCAAUAAAUUGCGCUGGCAGUGGCAAGUGGAGUGGGCUUAUCAAUAACGCGUAUCCAAAAUGCGAAAUCAAAAGAUGCCCGUUUAUUCUCGACAAUCCAAUAGAAGGUGUUACGUCAUGCAGCUUGGGCGAGGAGUAUGGAUCGAGUUGCUCGAUAUUUUGCAACCAGGGAUACUCUCUUACUUUCAAAGAACGAGUCACCCCAGUAGAUCAACUUAUCGUAUCAUGCGUGCUCGUUGAUGGGCAACUAACCUGGCAGUACAACGAGAGCCCCGAACUUGUUCAAGAAGAAGAGCGUCUUCUUCAGGAUUCUACGAAUAUGCCAACAUGUCAAUUCAGCAAAUGCGAAGAGCUAAGAAUCAACGGUGCGUCGAUGUCUUGCACAGAUUCGAACAUGUACAAGUCUGUGUGUACGAUUCAAUGCAACGCGGGAAGAAGACGCCAAGGACCGGCGAAACAAAUCUGCAGAGGUUUACAAGUUCCUUCUUGGCAGGGAGUCGAUGAAAUCGGAGCGACCAAAUGCGUACAAGACAUUGAUGGAUAA